Phaethon lepturus (White-tailed tropicbird) is the source of this 1249-nucleotide messenger RNA. RefSeq names its product sideroflexin 1 (gene SFXN1). Gene Ontology annotation, biological process: monoatomic ion transport; serine import into mitochondrion. Gene Ontology annotation, molecular function: monoatomic ion transmembrane transporter activity. Lineage: Eukaryota; Metazoa; Chordata; Aves; Phaethontiformes; Phaethontidae. Gene Ontology annotation, cellular component: mitochondrial inner membrane. The transcript is spliced from 10 exons. The record is from RefSeq and is a predicted model, not a curated record. The coding region runs from base 7 to 975 and encodes 322 amino acids.
UUGAAGAUGUCAGCAGAUAUACCAUUAAAUAUUAAUAUCAAGGAGCCCCGAUGGGAUCAAAGCACUUUUGUUGGACGAGCCAGUCACUUCUUUACUGUAACAGACCCCCGGAAUAUUUUGUUAUCUGAUGCCCAACUGGAAAAUGCAAGAAAAAUUGUGCAUGAUUACAGACAAGGUAUUGUGGCACCUGGCUUGACAGAAGAUGACUUGUGGAGAGCAAAAUAUAUCUAUGAUUCAGCCUUUCACCCAGACACUGGUGAAAAGAUGGUCUUGAUUGGCCGAAUGUCAGCUCAGGUACCCAUGAACAUGACUAUCACAGGUUGUAUGAUGACCUUCUAUAGAACAACACCAGCAGUGGUUUUCUGGCAGUGGAUUAACCAGUCCUUCAAUGCUAUAGUAAAUUACACGAACAGGAGUGGUGAUGCCCCAAUUACUGUCAGCCAGCUGGGAGCAGCCUAUGUUUCUGCUACCACAGGUGCUGUCGCAACGGCUUUAGGACUUAAUGCACUAACAAAGCAUGUCUCACCUCUUAUAGGACGGUUUGUUCCUUUCGCUGCUGUUGCUGCUGCUAACUGCAUUAAUAUUCCACUGAUGAGACAAAGGGAACUCAAGUUUGGAAUCCCCGUCACAGAUGAGAACGGAAACAGGCUGGGUGAAUCAACAAAAGCAGCUCAGCAGGCAAUUACCCAGGUGGUUAUAUCAAGGAUUCUUAUGGCUGCUCCUGGCAUGGCGAUUCCUCCCUUCAUAAUGAAUACAUUGGAAAAGAGAGCCUUUUUAAAGAGGUUUCCUUGGAUGAGUGCUCCCAUUCAAGUUGGAUUAGUUGGAUUCUGUCUUGUGUUUGCAACACCCCUGUGUUGUGCACUGUUUCCUCAAAAAAGUUCUAUGUCUGUAACACGCUUGGAGCCAGAAUUGCAAGCCAAGAUUCAAGAGAGCAGCCCUGAACUAGAACGUGUAUACUUUAAUAAAGGAUUAUAAUUCAAGGAAGGGAAAAUGUUUCCAGGAGGAUCUUGUGAACUUAUUUUUGAAUUGUGUGCCAACGUAUUUGAAGAUGAAAAUGCCUUUUAACUUGUCCUUUUGUUAAACAACUUUGAUCAUCCACAUUAUUUUAUAUUUAAAGACUUUCCUCAUUGUAGUGUUUAAAUUACAAAAGGUCAUUCUGUCCACUUUGGUAUCAAUUAAAAGUUUAACCAUACAUAUCAAAAAGUGUUUACAUAAGCUCUCAAGCAGCUACAAUAACAAUAAACAAGCA